AUGUUGCCCCCGCCCCCCGGUAUGCUGCAUCAUACUGUUUCCUGUGUGUUUCAUUAUGUUGUCCCCCUUGGUAUGCUGCAUCAUACUGUUUCCUGUGUGUUUCAUUAUGUUGCCUCCCUUGAUAUGCUGCAUCAUACUGUUUCCUGUGUGUUUCAUUAUGUUGUCCCCCUUGAUAUGCUGCAUCAUACCGUUUCCUGUGUUUAUUUUAUUAAAUACUGUUUCGUGUAUGUUUCAUUAUGUUGCAAACUGGUACCUUUUCUUGAAAAUGUCGUGGGAAACGCCAGCGCCCUGACCAUACUUGCCAUUAGCGUUGAAAGACACAGGGUUGCCUAUAGCUCCACGACCAGAACGGCAAAUCUGUGCAGCUUCUUCAAAUCAUUCGUCUUUGUAUGGUUAUCCUCUCUUGGUGGCGCCGUACCUAUGUUGUUCAUUACCCAGUUCAAACAAGCAAUUUAUGUUGAUGGUAAGCAAUUUAGUUAUGUGGAAGUGGCUUACAUCGUUGUGACAACCCUGCUCUUCUUUAUUCUGCCACUUGUGAUGAUUUUACUGCUGUAUACCAAGGUGUACAUGAAGUUGAUGGCGCUCUUCAGGCGCGAGCAAGAAAAGUCCUUGAACUACCCGAGGGAGAUUGUCCGACUCAAGCGACAGAUGACCCAAAUCAUCAUUACUGUUGUUCUUGUGUUCUUCAUUUGCCACACGCCUUUCAGAACUAUUGCCUUGUGGAGCAUGUUUGCCCCACCACACGUCACUGACAGCAUCGAUUUCAUCAGCUACUUCACAAUGAUUUACAUGACCAGAAUUCUGUGGUACUCCAAUCACGCCAUCAACCCGUUCGUCUACAACUUCGUCUCCAGAAAGUUUAGGCGGGCCUUGCUGUGGUUGUGUUGCGAAAGGCGACGCAGACGACAUCGACUAGACGAGUGGAAAGAUUUAGUCAACAAUGGACAACCAAUUAGACAACAUCAUCAUCAGAGCACAGCCGGGCGCCUCUAUGAUCUAGACAACAACAACAGAGAUAAAGACAAGACCGAUCAAGAGGCUGCCGACCGACAAAGCCAUUUCCAGAGGAACCAUUUUUUAGUGUUAUAUGAGCACCUACUGCUAGAGUGA
Molecule: messenger RNA, 1110 nt
Organism: Candidula unifasciata
Lineage: Eukaryota; Metazoa; Mollusca; Gastropoda; Stylommatophora; Geomitridae
Source: the annotation of a GenBank genome assembly